AUGAGUUCUAAAGAGGCGCCGAUGCGCGCCUGGUUAAAGAUGGCCGGAUUGGCGAUGUCCAACAAGUCUUGGCUUUCGCUAGGGGAUUUUGCGGGCAUUUGUGCCAAAACGCCGCUCCCGAUGUGCUUUGUGGUGCAGACCUCGAGCCUUCCAGGAGGCAGCGUGGGGGCCACGCACUACGACCGCACACACAUGAACAUCGGCAUGGUGCCGCGCUGCUACUCGCGGACGGUGGACAUCGCGAAUACCGCGAUCUUCCAGCUCGGGAACGCAUUCGUUAACAUUCUGGCGCUCUGCGUCAUCUUGAUCAUCAGCUACAACAUCCGCUUCAAAUACACGGCGAUCGGGCGGUCGGAAUACGGCUACUUUUUCCAGCUAUGCUUUAUGCUUAUUUGCAUGACUCUCGUCGUGGACUGCGGGGUCUCGCCGCCGGGCACCCUAGCGUACCCGUACCUAGCCGCGCUCCAGAUCGGACUUGCCGGCGCGUGCUCGUGGGCACUUGCGGUGAUGGGUUUCCUCGGCUUCCGCCUCUGGGAGGACGGCACGCGGAAGUCGAUGUUAAUUGUGCGCGGCGUGUCGAUGGUAGGCUUCCUCCUCGGCUCGCUAGUCUCUGCCAUAACCUUCACAAAUUGGAUUCAGCACCACCCCGACAUGAAAACAAACACGACCGCGCUUUUCGUUGUAAUGUACGGCCUCAAUGGCCUCGCGCUCCUAAUGUACUCGGUGUGCCAGCUCGUGGUCUCCAUCUUCGUGCUCUCCAACUUCUGGAUGACAGGGUCGACCAUUUUGGGUGUCAUUUUUAUAACUACUGGGCAGGUGUUGAUGUAUACCAUCUCGUACGAGAUCUGCGAGGGCGUCAAGCACUACCUCGACGGGUUGUUCAUCGGCAGCAUUUGCAAUGUGUUCGCGUUGAUGAUGAUAUAUAAAACGUGGGACAUAUCCACCGACGAAGACCUUGAGUUCAGUGUCAGCAUCAGCGUCGAUGGCGACAUCAUGUACAACUCCAAUCUAAAGCUUUAG
Messenger RNA from Eremothecium gossypii ATCC 10895, 1020 nucleotides. RefSeq names its product Chs7p (gene CHS7). Lineage: Eukaryota; Fungi; Ascomycota; Saccharomycetes; Saccharomycetales; Saccharomycetaceae. Gene Ontology annotation, cellular component: endoplasmic reticulum membrane. Bases 1 to 1020 code for a protein of 339 amino acids. Gene Ontology annotation, biological process: protein folding. The record is from RefSeq and is marked provisional. The transcript has a single exon.